CUCUCCAUCGCCGCCACCCCGCCGUCGCGUCGCGACGGUUGCGCGCCGACAUCCCCAUUCCUCGAUCAUCUCGCGCCUUCUGAAUUAAUACGAGACUGCCAUUAAAUCACGCGCAUUGAUUCUGUCGCUACCGUCGCCGCCAUGUUCUGGUCGGGGACACUACUCAGUGCCACCGGCCCCUUGGCCAAGGCGUGGCUCUCGGCCAACCAAGAGCGCAAGAUCACCAAGGUCCAGAUCCUGCAGCACAACCUUCAGGACAGUGUCGACGCCAUUAUUGCUCCAAAUGACGCCCCCCUCGCCCUCCGUCUGAGCGGCCAGCUGCUGCUUGGCGUCGCCCGCAUCUACAGCCGCAAAGCCCGCUACCUUCUCGAUGAUUGCAAUGAAGCCCUCAUCAAAAUCAAGAUGGCCUUCCGGUCCGCCGGCAACCAUGACAUUCCCGCCACGAUGCAUGCGACGACAAAGGAGUCGCUGAUGCUCCCCGAUACCAUCACGCCCUAUGAUAACCUAGACUUGCUGCCGCCGCCGAGCUCCGAGUUCCUUGCUUCGCAACUCGAUGAAGUGAACGCGACUCCACUAAGCGGCCGAAAGGCCGCUGUACGCCCGAGCAACCGAGACAUCAACCUCCAGGAAGACUUCAACAACAGUCAGUUCCUCCAGGAUAACAAUGGUGACGACGAAGAGAUGGCGCUCGCGAAUGUGGAUGACCUCGACUUGGAACUCGAUUUUGGCAUGGAUAUCGACGAUCGGCCGAGCAAGCUUAUGGACAAGAGCGUGGAAAUGGGCAGAGAUGCGCCUGCCGCGAGGCCUGUCGAGGAGGACAUGUUGAGUGAGAUGGAUGUCGCCGGCCCCAGCAAGGAUCGCCAAGCUCGCGAGCCCUCGUUGGGUCUCAAUCUUGACUUUGGCGAUGGCGUCCAUAUCGCCGAUGGCGAGGGUGAUAUCCAUAUGGGAGACGACGACCUGCAGUUCAAUGUUGGCGAUGAGUCGGCCAUGCCUGGAGCUGCCGGCCGCGACAUGAGCCGUGCGCGCAUUUCAGAGUCCCCGCUGUCCGAUAUUGACGAGGAAUUCGCCAAGGAAGUUGAGCUCGAGUAUAGUCGCCACAUGAACACCGACAUGUACGAGCCAGGCGACGAACCCACAGCGUCGACUAUCCGGGCGCCCCAGCGGCAGAAGAAGAAGAAGCUUCUCCAGCCGGACGACCAGACAGUGCUCACAAGCGCACAGAUCAAGGAGCAGCAGUCGAAGCGCGACAACAUUCUCAAGCCGCAGUCUUUUGUAGCCCACGAUCCGUAUAUCGUUGGUCUGAUGGAUUUGCACAGGAAUGGGGGCUUCGUUCACAACAUUCUCUUUGAGGGCCGCAGUGAUGCUUGGGCACCGGAGCUGAAGGGCCUGUUGUCUCUUAGCUCGAUUCGACCGAACGACCUGAAGAGGAAGAGAGAUAGCGGCGUCGCCGACAUGGACAGUGAGGAUGAGCAAGGUGCGUCCAAGUCGCCUCGCCUGGAGCUGCCUGAGGACGAGACCACGCUCGGUUUGGGCGGGGCCGCGGCAGGCAACCAGAGCAUAGCCGCAGACGGCACCGUGCUCGAGAUCCCUGCCGACGACACUGCCGUCUUCCACGGCGACGACGAGCAUGAACGACCAGGAUCAAGGGCUGGCGCACCUUCCAGCCCGCUGCCUGCUUUCGAUGACACCACCAUGCCGAUAGUUCACCCGGCCGAUAGCGGCCCGGUCUCUGUCGGUACCAAGCACGCCGUGCACAUCCUCCGGGACCUCUUCGGCCCCGAUGCGGCGACGAAUACCGAGAAGCGCAAGAAGUCGGCCGUUGUCUUUCAGGAACUGCUGCCCGAGCAGCAAACAACAAAAGCCGACGCGACCAAGAUGUUCUUUGAAUGCCUCGUUCUCGCCACCAAGGACGCCAUCAAGGUCGAGCAGCCCGAGGGUACCCUCGGUGGCCCCAUCCGCAUCCGCGGCAAACGUGGCCUGUGGGGUGACUGGGCUGAGCGUGGAGCAGGCGGCGAGAUCGCUCGUGAGCAGCAGCAGCAGCAGCAGCAGCAAAUCGAGCCGCAACCUGCUGUGCAGUCGUCUACGGCGGUGGCUGUUGGGGCCUAGGAGUCUUCUGUGUUGAGGGACUGAGUUGAGCACUUUUGUUUUGACUUGUUGGCUUCAGGCCGGCUCAUUGUACUGCAUAUUUCUUUGUUGUCUCGGGUUGGCGGCAUUCCGGGGUUGUGGAUCUUGGGUCUGUGUUUUCUGUUUUACUGUUUUCUCGGUCGUCAACACGACCGAGUGGCGUUUGGCGCACCGGAAGACGGGGAAAUACCAUUGUCGGAGGGCUCUCGUCUGGUUUGGCACAAAACUUCCAGCUGGUUCUCACUGGGCGAGGAAUGGGUCAUUUUCUAUCUGUGGAGGUUGGUUCUGCGGUAUUAGCGC
Molecule: messenger RNA, 2424 nt
Organism: Thermothielavioides terrestris NRRL 8126
Lineage: Eukaryota; Fungi; Ascomycota; Sordariomycetes; Sordariales; Chaetomiaceae
Exons: 2
Coding region: 142-2106 (654 amino acids)
Biological process (GO): mitotic sister chromatid cohesion; synaptonemal complex assembly; replication-born double-strand break repair via sister chromatid exchange
Cellular component (GO): cohesin complex; synaptonemal complex
Molecular function (GO): chromatin binding; protein binding
Source: RefSeq, a predicted model, not a curated record